Messenger RNA from Phascolarctos cinereus (koala), 1840 nucleotides. Lineage: Eukaryota; Metazoa; Chordata; Mammalia; Diprotodontia; Phascolarctidae. The record is from RefSeq and is a predicted model, not a curated record.
UUAGCCCAUCAGUUGGGGAAAUGUUGGCCAACACCUCCAAUGCCACUAUCCCCAUGUGUCCUGACUACCGCUUUAACCAUCGCCUAUAUCUGGUGGGCUAUAGUCUGGUGCUUGUCGCCGGUCUACCCCUCAAUGCCUUGGCACUAUGGAUUUUCCUCCGAGUCCUACAAGUCCACUCAGUGGUCAGUGUCUACAUGUGUAACCUGGCAGCUAGUGACCUGCUUUUUACCCUCUCUUUGCCCCUACGUCUAUCCUACUAUGCCCUUCACUACUGGCCCUUCCCAGCCCUGCUGUGCCAGACGGCAGGGGCUGCCUUCCAGAUGAAUAUGUAUGGCAGCUGCAUUUUCUUGGCCCUCAUCAAUAUGGACCGCUAUAUUGCAAUCGUCCACCCACUGCGGCUCCGCCACCUACGCCGGCCUAUGGUGGCAAGAUUACUCUGCCUGGGUGUCUGGGCCUUGAUCCUGGUAUGCGCUGUGCCUGCUGUUCGGGUCCAUGCCCCCUCACCCUGCUAUUAUAAGAACACCACUGUCUACCUGUGCUUUGAGAGCUUCAGUGAGAACUUGUGGCAGGGCAAGCUGCUGCCCUUGGUACUUCUUGCUGAAGGGCUGGGUUUCAUACUGCCCUUGAUAACCAUGGUCUACUCUUCUAGUCGGGUCUUUUGGACCUUGGCCCGGCCCAGUACCACCAGGAAUGAACGCCGUAGGAAAACGGUACACCUUCUACUGGCUAACCUGGUCAUUUUCCUCCUGUGUUUUGUGCCCUACAAUACCACCCUGGCUGUUUAUGGACUACUUCGGGGAAAGCUGGUAGAUGCCAGCUCUGAUGCCCGGAACAGGGUGCGCCAGGUGUUGGUGGUGUUGCUAGUGUUGGCUAGUGCCAACUGCGUCUUAGAUCCCCUUGUAUACUAUUUCAGUGCGGAGGGCUUCCGAAAUACCCUUCGAAGCCUGAGAACUACACGAUGGGUAAAAGUUAGAGCUGCCAACGGGCCUCGAGGAUUACGUGGGCAUCGGGAAAGUGGUACAGCCUCCACUAAUCUUGAGGAUGCCUCUCACAGUGAGCUGCUUUCACAUACACCUCUGGAAGUCAUUCAGUCAGUCCAUCAAGGAUUCAACCACCUGAGCACAGACACUGGCUAACCUUCUCCCUUCAGCUCCCUUCUCAUCCCCAUUAUGAGACUGCAAAUGAGCAAGGCAGUGUGGGGAAGGGAUCAGGUACCCAGACUCAGGUUUCAACCUUAGCCCUUAUUUCCAGGAACAAACAAAGUAUAAGUAUAAAGAAGAAGGAGUGCUAUGGAACCAUCUUUCUGGAAGAAGAGGAGAAAUCCUUCCCUCCUUCCGAUGCCCAAGUUCUAAAUUUGGCCCACUUGAAGUUACCCAGUUGAACAACCUGCUGAAAAGUCUCCUCACUAGAAUUUUUUCUAGGCAUCAUGAUAUACAGCUGGAGCACUGUAUUUAUCAUCAGAUGACUUAGGGUCAAAUCCUAUUUCUGUCACUACCUAUGUGACUCUUGGGGUCUCAGAUUCCUCGUUUGUUAAAUGAAGAGUGGAGAGGGGGCUCUUUUACAAUUCUUACCAGAUCUAAAUCUAUGAUUCUCACACCUUAAUCUUGAGAUCUUAUCAGGAAAAAAAAUCUGAAGAAGGAAGAUAAAGUCUCAACUAUGAUACUUACAUGAAGGGACUAGUCUUAUCUGACCCACAGCUUCCUUGUUUUGCUCUGGAUACCAUUACAUUUUUUCUACAACUAACGUGCCUGAAAUAACCUUUCUGUGUGUCCAUCUCCAUCCCUGCCCCUAAUUCCACCUUCACUUUCGUAUUAACACAGCCCUUUAUGCAUAUAUGCAU